Messenger RNA from Moesziomyces antarcticus, 1734 nucleotides. RefSeq names its product fatty-acid amide hydrolase. The transcript has a single exon. Bases 1 to 1734 code for a protein of 577 amino acids. Lineage: Eukaryota; Fungi; Basidiomycota; Ustilaginomycetes; Ustilaginales; Ustilaginaceae. The record is from RefSeq and is a predicted model, not a curated record.
AUGCCUGCUGCCGUCGCCCCCGCAAGCACCGCCGUCUCGAACGGCACAUCCAAGAUGUCGUCGUCGACCUCGUCCUCAUCGACUGCGUGGAAGCAGAUCGCCGCAGCCAAGCAACAGGCUCGGCUCGACCAGAUCCCCGCUGACUGGCGUCUCCCAUCCGAGCUGCUGGCCACCGCCAACCACACGAGCGGCGCCGAUCUGCGCUCCAUCCCCACCUCGUGCGGCAUCUUGUCCGCCGACGAGGUCGCCAUCACCGCGACGCCGGUCGCCGAGAUCUUGGCCAAGCUGCAGGCGCGCACCUGGACCUCCGAGGCCGUCACCACGGCGUUCUGCAAGCGUGCCGCCAUCGCGCACCAGCUCGUCAACUGCCUCACCGAGCUCUUCUUCGACGAGGCCAUCGCUGCCGCCAAGGAAAUCGAUCGCCAGUUCGCUGCGACGGGCAAGCCGCCCGGUCCGCUCGCCGGCCUUCCCGUCAGUCUCAAGGACAACUUCAACCUCAAGGGUAAGGACUCGAACCUCGGAUUCGUCACGUGGAUCAACGACCCGGCGGACCACGACUCGACGCUGGUGACGCUGCUGCGCGAACAGGGCGCGGUGCUGUUCUGCAAGACCGCCACGCCCACCGCCAUGAUGAUCGCCGAGACCGUGAGCAACGCCAACGGCCGCACGCUCAACCCCUUCAACACACGCAUCACCCCCGGCGGCAGCUCGGGCGGCGAGUCGGCACUGCUGGCGCUGCGUGGUUCUCCGCUCGGUGUGGGAACCGACAUCGGAGGCAGCAUCCGCAUCCCGUGCUCGUUUGCGGGUCUCUGGGGACUCAAGCCGUCGUUCGGCCGCUUCCCUACCGGAAAGUGCCGCAGUGGGCUGGCGGGCCAGGAGGCGGUGCUGUCGAUCAAUGGCCCCAUGUGCAACGAUGCCGACGGCCUCGAGAUCUACGCCAAGACCGUGGUGGACACGGAGCCGUGGCAUGUGGACCCCAAGUGCGUGCCCAUCCCGUGGACGCCCGUGUCGGCAUCGUCGCUGCCCGCCUCGCUCACGCUGCUCGUGCUCACCAACAACGGCAUCGUCACCCCCACGCCGCCGCUGCAGCGUGCGCUCACGCAUGCCGUGGCCAAGCUGCGCGCUGCCGGCCACACGGUGGUCGAGUGGGACGCUUCGCUCCUCGCCUCGGACACCGAGCUGUUCGAGCGCGGCCUGCAUUUCAUCGAGUCCUUCUUCCGCGCCGAGGGAGGCGCCACGGUGCAUUCGCUCAUGGAGGCAUCGGGCGAGCACGAGGAGUGGGUCGAGGGCCUCGCCGCAACCGACGCGGACUGGGGCAAGACCGUCAAAGAGCUGUGGCAGAUUCAGGCCAAGCGCACGGCGUGGGCGGCCGAGCUGCAGGAGCGCAUGCGUGCGCUCGUCGGCGGCGGCCACUUUGACGCGCUCAUCUCGCCCGUCGCAGCCGAGUGCUCCACGACGCACGAUGCCUACCACCACAUCUUCUACACGGGCUGCUGGAACCUCAUGGACAUGCCCGGCGUGGUAUUCCCCAUGGCCAACCUGGCCGUGGACAGGCAGCUCGACCGCGCCGAUGCGCAGUUUGCGCCCAAGUCGGAAAACGAGCGCAAGGUGUGGGCGCAGUACAGCGCCGACGAGCUGCACGGCCUGCCCGUGUGCCUCCAGGUGGUGGGACAGCGACUGCGUGAGGAAAAGACGAUCGCAGUCGCGCGCAAGAUCCACGCCGACACCGCUUAG